UAAUUGGCCCAUUCACAUUCAGUACGCAGCCUCCAAUUUAAACCGAUCCUAAAUUUUUUUUUUUUUUCCUCUCGAAUUCCAUUUCCUUUCAUGGCGACGGUGAUUUCGGCCGUUGCAACCGCCGGGCAGUACCGUUAUGAUUACGGGAGGUUGUUUCAACGCCCGGCGGGAGCUCCGAGUCGAGGUUUUCCGUGGCGGUGUUUUGCGAAACAGAGGUGGAGAAGAUUGAUGGUUAUGAAGAUGAAGAAGAAGAAAAGUGAAGAAGAUGAAAUGGUUAAGAAAUUGAAAAUGAGUGUGGAGGAGAAAAUGAGGAAGAAGAAAGCAGAAAGAGAGGGUUAUUUGAUAGCUGCAAUUGUUUCGAGCUUUGGGAUCACUUCAAUGGCCGCCAUCGCUGUUUAUUACCGAUUCUCUUCCCAAAUAAUGGAGGGCGGAGAAUUUCCAAUUUUAGAAAUGUUCGGCACUUUUGUACUAUCUAUUGGUUCUAGUGUGGGAAUGGAAUUUUGGGCAAGAUGGGCUCACAAAGAGCUAUGGCAUGCAUCGUUAUGGGAUAUGCACGAGUCUCAUCACAAGCCGAGGGUUGGAGCAUUUGAAAAGAACGAUGUGUUUGCGAUUAUAAACGCAAUUCCAGCCAUUGCCCUUCUUUCUUUCGGCCUCUUCAAUCAUGGCUUCUUUCCCGGCCUUUGUUUUGGUGCCGGUUUGGGAAUUACGGUGUUUGGGAUGGCCUACAUGUUCGUCCACGAUGGCCUCGUUCAUCGUCGUUUCCCCGUGGGUCCCAUUGCCGCUGUCCCCUACUUACGACGUGUCGCUGCUGCCCAUCAUAUCCAUCACACGGAUAAAUUCGACGGAGUUCCGUACGGGUUGUUUUUAGGACCCAAGGAACUGGAAGAAGUGGAUGGCGAGGAAGAGCUGCAGAAGGAAAUUAGGAGGAGAAAUGUUUACAGAAAUUAAAUUAACUUUUCUUAUAAUGUUAUAAUUAUUUACAUUAAAAUUACAAGUAGUAAAAAGAAAAGAAAAGAAAAAACACCACUCUCUUUUCUUGUAUAUCUUUUUUUUAUUUUUCUUAAGGGAAAAUUAAAAGAAGGAAGUGCUUAUUACCA
This is a messenger RNA of Cucumis melo (muskmelon), 1097 nucleotides long. RefSeq names its product beta-carotene hydroxylase 2, chloroplastic. Bases 91 to 948 code for a protein of 285 amino acids. Gene Ontology annotation, cellular component: chloroplast. Gene Ontology annotation, molecular function: iron ion binding; beta-carotene 3-hydroxylase activity. NCBI's taxonomy places the organism in Eukaryota, Viridiplantae, Streptophyta, Magnoliopsida, Cucurbitales, Cucurbitaceae. The transcript has 7 exons. Gene Ontology annotation, biological process: carotene metabolic process; xanthophyll biosynthetic process. The record is from RefSeq and is a predicted model, not a curated record.